Kwoniella shivajii is the source of this 1113-nucleotide messenger RNA. RefSeq lists its product as uncharacterized. Gene Ontology annotation, molecular function: phosphoric diester hydrolase activity. The coding region runs from base 1 to 1113 and encodes 370 amino acids. Lineage: Eukaryota; Fungi; Basidiomycota; Tremellomycetes; Tremellales; Cryptococcaceae. The record is from RefSeq and is a predicted model, not a curated record. Gene Ontology annotation, biological process: lipid metabolic process. The transcript is spliced from 5 exons.
AUGCUCGCAUUACUCCUGUUACCUUUGCUAGCAUGGACAGCACUCUCUGCUCCUUUAGAGUUAAGAGCACCAAAAUACAAUACGACGGCCAUGGACAUAGCUCUAAAACGGGGUGCAGGAAUCUUAGGACCAUACUCCAAGUGUUCAGGCUCGAUGUGUUCUUGGAUGUCAAAAGUGUCAGACUCGACCAAGUUCACUGAUUUAUCAGUUCCAGGUACUCAUGAUACUGCUUCUUGGGACUAUACACCCCUCAGACAGAUCUCUUAUUUGAAAUAUACCAACAUCAUAUACCCCUCACCAAUAUAUCGAUGUGGAAAACAAUCUAUUUUCGCUCAGUUGCAAUCUGGUAAUAGAGCGUUUGAUCUUCGAGUUGGAUUCGCACCAAAUGGGAAUGAUUUGAUUUUCUUUCAUUCAGAAGCUAUAUUAGAUAUUAAUGCAAGGCUCCAAGAUGUCUUGUAUGGAUUUUACAAGUUUUUGGAUGAAAAUCCAACUGAAAGUCUAGUUCUCAGUAUCAAGGUCGAAAAUUCAACAUGGGGAACACCUUCGUCACUUCAGACAUCCCUCUAUUCUUCCCUCACUUCACAAUCGGCACUCCCAUACGUAAAUCCUACCCCAUCCCUAUCGACCCUCUCACUCUCUUCUCUCCGUGGUAAAUUGAUCAUCCUUAGACGCUUUUCUCUUGAUCAAUUACCAUCAAAGCAACAAUCACUAGGAAUAGACGUAAACAACGGUUGGGCGGAUAAUAAUCCUGAUUUCACUCUGACUACUCCUGCAGGAGACCAAAUCCACAUUGAAGAUUAUUACGAAAUCACAGCUUCAGUAGGAGUGACUCCUCACGUCAAUGCGAAAUUAUCAGUAACUACAAAUCACAUCACUACCGCUUCGGGAAAAACGGAAGGUGAUGGUCUAUAUAUUACUUUUGCAAGUUCUGAAAAAGAUGAUGAGCUCCUCACUCCUCAAAUCAUGGCAGAUGGCUUAAUCGUACCCGGAGUCAAUCAAGGUUUGAAGAAUUUCUUGACUACUGGAAAAGGAAAAGGAUUGAAGAGAAGAGGUAUCAUUUUCACGGAUUUCUCAAGUGACACUUCUGGUUUAGUAGAAGCUAUCAUUGCGUAG